Ylistrum balloti is the source of this 3114-nucleotide messenger RNA. RefSeq names its product mediator of DNA damage checkpoint protein 1-like. The transcript has 20 exons. Gene Ontology annotation, biological process: cilium movement. Gene Ontology annotation, molecular function: zinc ion binding. Gene Ontology annotation, cellular component: motile cilium. The record is from RefSeq and is a predicted model, not a curated record. NCBI's taxonomy places the organism in Eukaryota, Metazoa, Mollusca, Bivalvia, Pectinida, Pectinidae.
AUGAGAUUAGACCAGCCUAGCACGAUGUCAGGAUUCAACACAAAUACAAAUAAAAAGGAAGAUGUCUCCACCAAACUUAAAGCCAUGUCUUAUUAUACUAAUAUUCGGAAAGCUAAAGGAGAAACCAAACAACUGGAAACAGAAAGUAAGAAAAUGGAGGAGCGACUGAAAGAGUUAAGGAUGGCCAUGAACAGAGAGAAGGAGGAGAGGGAGAGACAGGGUGGAGGUUAUUGGAGUCGUGGUCAGACUGGACAUCUCAACAGCUAUGCUACUGAUGUACUCAAUACAAAGCCUGCAAAGGUCCCUGCUGCCAAGGAUGGCAAGAGGAAAGUUAAAGUGCUGAAAGAUACCACUUUAGAUGUACCAGACAGACCUAAGCAUCCAGGUACUAUGGGAUACAUAGCUAAACAGGACGCAUCACUUACCCCCAGAAGUAGGAACAUCAAAGGACCUAAGUGUGGGCAGUGUGAAGAGAAGAGGGCUGCAGUGUCUUGUGUUCAGUGUUCGGAACACUACUGUGCCAGCUGCUUUGCCGCCUUUCACCUGAGGGGUGCUCUGAAGAAACAUAGAUCUGUCCCACUCUCGGCAUCUGGACCGCGUGUUUGUAUGUCACCUCGACCACCACAGCCAAGCAAUGGAGAUAGGAGUAUAGAUUUCCAUGCCCCACCCCCGGCUGAGGGAGCUGAGGACCCUUACCUCGCAAAGAUUCGGGCUCAGAGGGACCGUAACAGCCCUGAAGGAGCCAGUGGAUCGUUUGACCAGAAUGGUCUGAUGGAAGGGGAGUAUAAUGAGGCAGAGAGUGCAGCAUCAUUCCAGCAGGCAUUGUUAGCCUGGAGAAAUGGUAACAAUAGUGAUGUUCCAACAACCCCUCCCAAACCUGUGUCUCAGAAACGGAUCAGUCCCAGAAAGGUUGCUUACUCUCCUGUCAAAACUCCAACUGUACAGGUGGAGUUUGGAACAUCAACAAUACAAGAAAAAGAAAACAUAGAAAUAAAGUUUACGUCCAACAUGUCUUACGCUGAUCGACUUUUACUGAAGAAGCACAGGAGGACAGAGGUGGGUAAGAUGGCCACCCCCAGACUUGGGGACUGGGAAGGACAGGAUGAGCCUGACCCAAGAUCUAGGUCUAUUACUCCCUACCAAGAACGCAGGACCAGAGAUCGGCAUCAGACACCACGUCAGGACCCCUGGUUAGCUGGACCAUCUACACCUCGUGUGGAGCCAUUAUUCUCCUCCAGGGAAGAAGAGUUACAACCAGUCAACUUCCAAGCCCUUUAUGAAGCAGUGAAGUAUUCUGAGACUGGGUCCAAUCAACCAUCACGAACGGUCAGUGGUGGAAUGACCAUUGAAGAGAUAGACGAUGUUGUUAGCCCUCCAUUCAGUUCAUGUGUUGUGUGAAAUUUUCAGGCUCUGAAGAAAGUUGAGGAGACAUCAGCAUGUCUGGUUGAGGAGCUGGAUGAUCCAGAAGACUGGAGUCUUAAUCAAAAUGGGUCAUCCUCUAACUAUCAUCAAAAUAUGGUUUUUGACACCAACACACCCAAGUCUCGUAAAUCCCUCAGAACGCCAAAGACACCUGGCCGUAAAACCAAGACAAACCUUCAGACUGAUACUGAUAUGGUUACUCAAGAUCCUGAGGACUACACCAGAGUUCAGCCACCUUUGCAAACAGAACCAAAUCUUGCCAGGUCUACGCACCACAAAACUAAAAAAAGUUAUGUGGAAUAUUCAUCUUCUGACACAUCAACACAUCCUCUUACCAUGCCUGACACAGCAACAAGGAAACCGCCAACAUCUUCAGCUAAGUCACGCCCUCAAUCAAGUGCGAAAUCCCGACCUCAAUCAUCUGCUAAGUCACGACCACAAUCAUCAGCUCGGACCAAGAGUCGUCAAAAUAGCUACACACAGUCACGCCCUGGUUCGAGGGCCAAAAGUCGUACAAACUCACGUAUGGAAGGAGAUGGUGUCCUUACUAAGGGACCCAGUCAGGGGUUGCUGCAGGUCGCCAUGAUGAACCAAAAUGACAUUUUAGGGGACAGACAGAAAAGCUACAGCUCAGCGUUUAAUGAAUUCUUUAUGUUAGGUGUACAACCUGAACAGACGGAGAGAACAAUGACACCAUCUAAACAUAAAGACAGUCGUACCGAAAAGGUCAAGGUCAGCAGCCAGUUGUAUCAGAUGGCCCCUCGCUCCUGGCGACCUGACAGUAGUCUAGCUGAUACAGUGGACACAGAGACUGUACAGAAAGACAGUGAUGCCAUUGAGAUGGUUGAAGCCACCACACCUGUUCCCCUUGAUAUCACCGACCAGCCCAACCCUCUGGACGUUGGAGGCCGCGCCAGUGUUCUAUCCUUCAUCAACAAUGAGAUGGAUUGUAUUACCCAGAGGGCCGAAGCCAACAUGGUGUCCCUCCUUACGAAGGAGCUCUCUUUUGAUGAUGAGACAGAAUUACAGUUUGGAAAAGAUGAAGAAGAAGAACUAGAUGACUUCCCAGAUCUGCCACCCACACCCAGCAAUCUGAAAGUAACCACACCCCGUCCUAGUAGUAGUGUAAGAUCACGCCCAGACAGUGGUACGCCCCGUCCCAGCAGCUCUCGCGCAGUCAGUCACAGGGAUACACAUAUUAGCAGACCAGACAGUAGAUACUCAGUGAGGUCGUCAACAGUCACCCCUCGACCAGAGGAUAUCACCCCUCGACCAAUCAGUGUCACUAGAAGGAUUGCCAGCACAACUCCUCGCCCCAGUAGUCGAUCAAGGUCCCAAGCUGAUGGUCGGGAAUCACGAGCUAUAGUUGUAGACGGGGACGACAUGAGUAACUAUGACCUAGAAGGUCAAAAGGAGACAACCUUCAUAGAAGACCAAGAAACUCUUGACAACUUGGAAUGGGAGUUGGCAUCAGAGACAGGCAGAGUUACAGCUGAUGGUAAGCUCUCUCGAAUGGAGUUGGAGGAUACAGGGAGCAAUGAAAGCAUGGACAGUGUCCGCUCCUUUAGUCGAAUGAGUCAACAGGACCAAGGAUAUGACAUUAACUCCAGACUACGGGAAGAUGAACUGACAGAUGAUGGUGAAGAUGAAGAUGAUUUUGAAGAUGAAGAGAAUGUAAGGGCUCUCCUCUGA